Molecule: messenger RNA, 3122 nt
Organism: Dioscorea cayenensis subsp. rotundata (Guinea yam)
Lineage: Eukaryota; Viridiplantae; Streptophyta; Magnoliopsida; Dioscoreales; Dioscoreaceae
Product: G-type lectin S-receptor-like serine/threonine-protein kinase At1g34300
Exons: 1
Coding region: 478-2823 (781 amino acids)
Biological process (GO): protein phosphorylation; recognition of pollen
Molecular function (GO): ATP binding; protein serine/threonine kinase activity
Source: RefSeq, a predicted model, not a curated record
AGCAAUAUCCACAUCAGUCCUCGUCUGCCAAACUGGAAAAUGAAAUUCUAAAAAACCAAGCCAACAAAAACUUCAGACUCAAACCCAACCAACAAAGAUCCCUUAUUAAAUGACACUAAACCAUACCUCCAUGAUCCAUCAAACGAGGCGGCUUAGCAAGUCAAAGUCAACUAUAUUAUUAUAUUAUAAACCAUAUCCAUCUUGCCCAAACUAUACUCUCUCUCUCUCUCUCUCUAAUAAUGCUUACCUCUCUCUCAUUCUCACAAAUUAUUUUGAUCCAUAACAAGAACAUCAAUCUAAUCAAAGAACUAAAUCCAAACCCAAUCACAAUUAAAACCCAGAAAACACCACUAAUCACCUCAAACACCGGUAAAAUAUAAUAAGCGUGUUCUAGCCGGCAUGUUGUCCAUAUAUUGAUUACAUUCACGUCUCAUCUUCUCUCCACCAUGACCAACAAACCAUUGCUUCAUAGCUGUCAUGGCACCACUCAUCUCCACAAUGAUUCCAUUACUACAACUACUACUAUUAUUCACCAUCCAACCCAAACCAUCCUUAGCUUUGCAACUUCUCUCCACCUUCACAUCCACAAAGUCUCCAUGGAACUUCUCCGAUGAUCUCCUUCUGGUCUCCUCCGACCAAGUCUUCGCGGCCGGGUUCCGCACGUCUCCUCCUUCCUUCGCCGUCUUUGUCUACAAUUCUACAAACCAAACCACUGUUUGGUCUGUAAAGACGUCUCCUUUAUCAUCCAUUGUGAUCUCAUCGUCCGGUGAAGCAUCACUUAAUGACUCCUCCGGCCGGAACAUCUUCUCCAACGCUGCCAUUUCCAACGAUACCAAGCUCGUCCUCAACAACGAUGGUAGCUUGGUUCUCAACAACUGGACGAGCUUUGACUCCCCUACUGAUACAAUCCUCGCCAACCAAGCUAUUCACUCUAAUGGAACCUCUCUAACGUCGAGCAAUGGCAAGUACCAGUUCAUCAACGCCACGAAUCUCGUGUUCAAUAACAACAGUACUUAUUGGGGACCGAGCAAUGUUGGCGCAAUCCGGAAUCUCUCGUCUGAUGGGAAGCUUAUCGGGGAUGGGGGUAGCUUAAUCGCUUCCAACUUCGGCAGCACGCGUGCGCUCCGGCGACUCACUCUGGACUCGGACGGGAACUUAAGAGUCUACAGCCUUCGCCGUUCCGGCGGUUGGAGGAUGGUUUGGGAGGCCGUGCAAGAGAGAUGCACAGUCAAAGGAACGUGUGGGCCGAAUGCUAUCUGCGUGCCUGAGAACUAUAACGAACCGUCGUGCGUUUGCCCGCCGGGAUACCGAUGGACAAACGUCGAACAAGUUGCGUGCGUGCUUAAAACGAAUUUCUCCGGCGCUGACAGCAAGUUCCUCCGGCUUGACUUCGUGGCGUUCGACAAUGGGCCGGGGACCGUGGAUAGUACGCCGCAAUCCUUCGAUGAUUGCCGAACCAAGUGCUUGGUCAACUCCAGCUGCGCUGGAUUCAGCUACAGAUACAACGGCGAUAGAUAUUGCUUGCAAUACAGCGAACAGCUUGCCUACGGUUACUGGUCGCCGGCGACGAAGACCGUGACGUACAUCCGAGUGGCGAGGUCGGAGAGAGACGUGAGCAACUUCACCGGGAUGACCUCUUUGGUAGACACGGUGUGCCCAGUGAACAUCAGCCUCCCGGAACCGGCCAAGGAGUCGAAGACCACAGCGCGGAACCUUGCCAUCAUAAUCACUUUGUUCGCAGCCGAGCUCCUCGUCGCCGUCAUGUCCUUUUGGGCGUUCCUAAGCAAGUACUCCAAGUACCAGGACAUGGCCCGGGCCUUCGGGUUAGAGUUCCUCCCCGCCGGCGGACCCAAACGGUUCUCCUACGCCGAGCUUAAGGCAGCCACCAACGACUUCUCCAACCUCCUCGGUCGAGGCGCGUUCGGCCAGGUCUUCAAAGGCGAGCUCCCCGACCACCGUGUGGUCGCCGUGAAACGGCUGAAAAACGUGGACACCGGCGAGGCCGAGUUCUGGGCGGAAGUCACCAUUAUCGCGCGGAUGCAUCACCUGAACCUCGUCCGCAUGUGGGGCUUUUGCGCGGAGAGAGAACAGCGCAUGCUCGUCUAUGAGUACAUCCCCAAUGGCUCUCUCGACAAGUACCUCUUCCAGCCAAGAGGAAUGAAGAUGAACAACGCCAUAGACACGCCUGAGAGACCUCUUCUAGAUUGGAACAUCAGGUAUAGGAUCGCAGUGGGAGUGGCGCGCGCCAUUGCUUACCUUCACGAAGAGUGCUUAGAAUGGGUGCUACAUUGUGACAUCAAACCGGAGAACAUCCUCUUGGAAGAUGAUUUCUGUCCCAAAGUCUCCGACUUUGGGUUGUCGAAGCUGGCGAACAAGGAGGACAUGGUGAGCAUGUCGAACGUGCGGGGAACUCCAGGGUACAUGGCGCCGGAGUGGGUGAUGCCGGGUCAACACGUCACAGCUAAAGCUGAUGUCUUUAGCUUCGGUAUGGUGCUGCUGGAGAUCGUCUCCGGCGAGAGGAACAAUGAGUUCCGGCAGUCGACGAUGGUGAGUGAGGAAUGGUAUUAUCCAAAGUGGGCGUUUGAGAAGGUGUACCUGGAGAAGAAGGUGGAGGAUAUACUUGAUAGAAGGAUACUGGAUAAGUUUGAUGAUAGAGAGCACUUUGCACUGGUGGAUAGGAUGGUGAAGACGGCCAUGUGGUGCUUGCAAGGCCGGCCGGAGAUGAGGCCGUCCAUGGGGAAGGUGGCGAAGAUGCUUGAGGGAUCAGUGGAGAUCAUGGAGCCUGAAAAACCCACCAUUUUCUACUUGGGAGAUGCCCAUUGAUAUGAGUUCCAUGAAUGAGACCAAUUGAGACCUUUGAAUGAGCAAACAGAGAUGAAUUCAAAUGGACAAAUUGUGAGGAAGUAAUCAAAGCAGUUCAUGUGUUCAUGAAUUGUUUGAUUCUGUUUCAAGUAUAUAUAGACAAUAAUGUGUAUAAGUUUUCUUAUAGAUAAUCAAGAUAGAAUAAGAGAUUGAUUCUGAUUAUUUGUUUAGGCAUUUUGGUCUGAAUACUUUAAAAAGUUGAGCAAUUGAAUGAAAUGUAAGAACAGAAGGAAAGUUGUUAAAACAGAGAUGUUUUUGCU